This is a messenger RNA of Haliotis rubra (blacklip abalone), 3563 nucleotides long. RefSeq lists its product as uncharacterized. The transcript has 16 exons. Lineage: Eukaryota; Metazoa; Mollusca; Gastropoda; Lepetellida; Haliotidae. The record is from RefSeq and is a predicted model, not a curated record. The coding region runs from base 212 to 3178 and encodes 988 amino acids.
CCCGUACUACGAGCCGUAUGACAGGUCCAGAGAGACUCUGUACAAGAAGUGGGGAGAAUGGUCCCCCUGCUCCAGAUCCUGUGGUGGGGGGUACAGGAAGAGGGAGAGGGGGUGUUUAACUCCCUCCAAUGCUACAUGUUGUGGGGAGAUCAAGCAGAUACAGUUCUGCAACAUUAUCCAAUGCCCAGUGAACGGUCGUUGGAGUGAUUGGAUGCAGUGGUCCACCUGUGACGUUACGUGUGGCAGUGGAUCCCGCCGUCGUUAUCGCCGCUGCGACAGCCCAUUGCCUACCAAUGGCGGUGCUUGUAUAGGAGAAGAUAGCUCUUCAAAAGCCUGCAAGAAUGCUCCUUGUAAAGAUCCAGACAACCACUGGUCACGCUGGAGUCCGUGGUCAACUUGUGACAAAACCUGUGGUCAAGGACAUAUCAAACGUGUUAGAGAAUGGAAAGGUGAUGGACAGAAGAAGAGCCAGACAAUGAAAGCGCUGUGCAACAUCCACCCAUGUCCAGUUGCCGGCAAAUGGGGAGCAUGGGGUCAAUGGGCGGCUUGCAGCAAGAAAUGUGGCCUUGGACACUACUUCCGCGACCGCACGUGCACGGACCCUGCCCCAUUCAACAACGGUCCGAUAUGUCGCGGUCCAGGAACCGAGUCGGCAUACUGCUACAGCCAACCCUGCCAAGGAGACGAACCAGCUGUGAAGUUCAACAAGAAAAGUUAUUUGACGUACAGUCCCCAUGCUAAACCAAUCCGAUACCUGUUGCUGUAUCUACGCUUGAAGCCACUGUCUCCGUCCGGGACGCUGAUCUACCGUCACAGGGCGUGUCUGGAGGGGACGUGGGACUGCUCCCACACCCUCAUCCUUACCCUCGUGAAUCAUCUCCCAGCUUUGAAGGUGUCGAUUGAUGGACAGAAGAUUGAACUCGUAGCCAAAACGCCAGUAAUGGCAUCGGAAUGGAACGACUUGCUUGUGUAUGUGUCACGUGGUAAAAGCUACAUCCGGGUAAAUGACGGCGAACAUGCUCGAUAUAUCCCUGACACACCCUUUCUGGAAGAAAUGAAUCUAGAUGCCUCCAUGAGGGUUGGCAUUGGAGACAACGACAGUAACGGUUUCCAUGGUGUGAUAUCCAAACUACGUAUUAAUUUCAAGGACAUUGCACUUUACCAGUCCCCUUACUGGAUGGGGUUAGGUGCCCCUGACAAAGAACUGCUCAUUGAGAAACAGACAUCAGACGGUGGUGUCAAUUACCCUGACUUCCGGAGCCGCCAUUACGCUCGUUUAAGCUUCAGACAUGACCAGACAUUAAAAGUUCUUUUGACAGUACGCAUGCGCAAAUCUAAUGGCCUCAUCCUGUAUAAUGAGGGUGUUGUGCCUGGCUCCCACAUUGCCCUGUUCUCCGAACAAGGCGCCCUGAAAGUCUGCUUUGCAUGUAACCGGAAAAACGUCUUUUGUGAAAAAACAUUUGUAUUCCAAACCCGAACUUGGUACUAUUUAUCACUAGAGGUUGAAGGUAACGGGUCUGAAUUAAGGAUGGACAAAGGCAAGGCUAUGCAACUGUCUUGUGUUGGAAGGAAGUACCGUCCUCAGAAGGAGGUCUUCAUUGGUGGCGCGCCACCAUCCAUGUGGACCAUCAUCACCAACUGGACCGGUGUCACAAAGGGGCAUGAUGGCAACGUCGACAAAGUGGUCGUCAACGAUGAGAAAUUCUCCUUCAGACUUGGUGCUUUGUUUGAUACAACUGGGACAAUCAACUCCAUGGGAUAUUCCCUGUCGGCACACGUGAGCAAUGUCGUGGAACAUCCAACGAGCAAGGUGACACUUCGAUGCGACUUCACAAGCUUCACCAAGGGCGGACAUCAUGCGAAAGCACAGUGGUUGCUUGGAGAUAGGCUCCUCAACUCCUCAAAGGGAGCUCUUAUAAUGCCAAUGUUGCCUGGUCUUCAGAAUGAGAGCGCGGUUACUCUCAUGCCAAGCCACCACAAACAAGGCUUAUACGCAUGCGUCGUAAACCAAGAUGGCCGUCUUACCAUAACACAUGCAUUUGCUCUGACCCGAAGUAACGAGUCCGUCGUUCUCGAGGUGACGCCAGAAUGGACCAUCAUAAUCGUUCUCAUUGUCAUCGUUGUCUUCAUCUUCAUCGCCACGGCUCUUAUUGUCAAGAAGGAUACAAUAAAAAACAUGGCCGCCGGCUAUGCUGACGCUAAGGCAAAAAUUCUGGAGGACAUCAAGAGCAGCCUUAAUAAGCCGGACCUGAUGGAACUGGGGGACAUCCCAGAAGAGGACGAGGACGAGGAUGCGAGUAUGGUCAGCGCUGUGGAGGAUCCGGCUGAUGAUGAGGAUGGAGAGAUGACGUUUGACUUGAAUGACAUAGACUUCGGAGAUGACGAGGAAGAUGAUGUUGAUGAGACAGAGAGAAUGCAUCAACUGGGGAGUCAAGUCGCCGCGAGGUUGAUCGAGGAAAACAAGGACAAAGUUCUCGAACUCAUAACAUCAAUGAUGAGCCUCGAUAACCUCGGAGAAGCGCCAGCGCCACCCUUUCAGCAGGUUACCACAGGACAGAUUAGCGUGCCAUCAGAGUCACAUCGUCAAAUUCCGUCAGUUCCCGAGCCAGGAUCACCAUUUUAUGACGUCAACACAUCUGCUUUAAGGAAUACCAGCAGUUCACAAGUACAAAGGCGCUCAUCGCCAUCACCAACUCGCAUGCCACCUGGUCCCAUGAUUGAUGGUGACCAAGAGAUGUCUCCAGAGAGAAGAUGGUCCGUGUCACAUCGUUCCUCGGGCACCUUGUCCCCAUCCCGCCGGACGUCAAGUAUUUCACCACGCAGACUGUCUCGGUCCAUAUCUCCUCCAAAAGCAUCAGAUGAAUACGUCAUUAAUGCCAGACCGUUAGGCUCACCAAGACAAAGCAGAGCCAGUCCACCUUUCGAGUAUUCUGAUGCAAUGGAGUUUUCCGAUCCGUACAGUCAAGUUCUGGAGCAUGAUGAUCCACCAAUUCAAGCUCCAGAUCUUCCUGAUCUAUCUCUCCUACCUCCUGGGAUGUCUGGACCAGCCACACCUCCACUGUUUGGUAGUUUUAGACAAUUACCAGUCGUAAAUCAAAGGGGGGCACCUUUACCUCCGACCCCCUCUCCUCCGCCUCGACCACCAAGUCCACCUGAGUUACCCCCACCGCAGUUGUGAAGACGAUGUGGAAUAUUCGUUGACAGUGAAAUGUCUUCACUUUUCCACAAAAAUAUUUUGUGUUCAUCAUGUCCGAUAGUAAUCGGUGUGAUUGGUAUCCUUGUUUUUAACAAGUCUUUGCACCCGCAUAGGGCAUUCUGACGUGGUUUCAAUGGCAAGCGUUGCAGUAUGGCAUGUGUCAAUGAGUGAUGUGUUUUGUUGUCAGCUCAUGUUGUUUCAGUCGUGUUGAUUGGGGUCUGCCAUAAGGUGUGAGUAUUUGUAUAUAUCCUUGGAGGAUGUCUUCCGUCGAAAAAGCACGUAUCUGAAAUGGAUGCCAUGUGUGUACAUGUAUAUAAAAAUAUGUUCAAUUAUAGGUGUGUUAUUAAACAACGUAUUUCUUAAUGAA